Lasiosphaeria miniovina is the source of this 300-nucleotide messenger RNA. RefSeq lists its product as uncharacterized. The annotation marks the transcript as partial. The transcript is spliced from 2 exons. NCBI's taxonomy places the organism in Eukaryota, Fungi, Ascomycota, Sordariomycetes, Sordariales, Lasiosphaeriaceae. The record is from RefSeq and is a predicted model, not a curated record.
AAUAAAUUUUCCAACAACCUAACUGACUGGAACCAACUGGGCAUAUAAAGGAAGUACCACAAUAACUUACAUUCAAUAUGGACAAUCAUAUUGAGCAUAUCACGACUGCGAGACCUAUAUCUCAGCUUGAGAGAAUUGGCUACGGCUCCUGUGGGACCGUCUGGGCCGAUGCGUUCGAGGAUGUCGAUAUAGACGCGCAACACUCAGCCAUCGCGUUGAAGCGAGGAGACGGCCUUCCAGAUCGAUCGAUCUCCAACAAAAAUCAUAUUCAUCAACAGAUUCUAUCAGCGAUCCAGAUGC